Molecule: messenger RNA, 459 nt
Organism: Sphenostylis stenocarpa
Lineage: Eukaryota; Viridiplantae; Streptophyta; Magnoliopsida; Fabales; Fabaceae
Source: the annotation of a GenBank genome assembly
AUGGCUACUUUUCCUACUCUUCAUGCCUUGCACAACCUUUUUCCUCGAUCACAAUUCCUAGGUCAAGAUCACCUUCUCACUCAUCACUUACCUCUCAAACAACCAUCUUCCACAGGGCUUCCAAAAGCACCACCAACUCAUGAGGUGCUAAAGCCACAAGCCAAGUUCAACAUAUUGGAAAUGAUGGGAGGGAGAGGACUGUGCAACGGGGAAAAGGGUCUUCAGCAAGAACUGAAAAGGAAACUUGUUGAUGAACAGCUUCCACCCUCAGCAUCAAGUGGAAAAGAGCAAGAAGAUGAAGGUGGUGAUGAAGGAACUGGUGAGGUUCCAGAAGAUGGUUUUGAGAAAGAAAUGAUGGGGCUUACGGGGGGAUUCCCUGGGGGUGAGAAAGGGUUGAAAAAGUUCAUUGAAAAAAACCCUCCUCCUAAACCAGAUAAUGUUUUGACUACGUCAUUUUGA